This is a messenger RNA of Quercus robur (English oak), 1299 nucleotides long. Its product is annotated as GRAS family protein RAD1-like. Gene Ontology annotation, biological process: regulation of DNA-templated transcription. Lineage: Eukaryota; Viridiplantae; Streptophyta; Magnoliopsida; Fagales; Fagaceae. The coding region runs from base 1 to 1299 and encodes 432 amino acids. The transcript has a single exon. Gene Ontology annotation, molecular function: sequence-specific DNA binding; DNA-binding transcription factor activity. Gene Ontology annotation, cellular component: nucleus. The record is from RefSeq and is a predicted model, not a curated record.
AUGACAUUUAUUGUCUAUCCUCGAACUCAAUUCAUAAGUGAUGAGAAAAGUAAUGAGGUUAAUGUUCUUGAUCUCAACCAGUCGACCAUAUCAUGCUAUCAUUUUCCGUCUCUUGCCAAAUUUGCAAAAAAUCAUUCUCCCAGUCCAAUGCCCUUAGGUGAAACAAGAAACUAUAAGAGGCUGAAGCAGGUACCAAGUGGAGAUGAAUCAAUCGGAACUGAAGGCAAUUUUCAUGGUAGCGAAGGAAGCACGAGUACUAAAACCUUGAGUAGCUUGCCAGGACUCCAAUUUCGUGAUCAUAUAUGGUCUUAUAAUCAGAGAUACUUAGCAAUUGAGGCCAUGGAAGAAGCAGCUGCAAUGAUGAUGGGAGGUGAAGAACACAAGGUUCAGGAAGAAGGGAGUGGAGACGAGGUCAAACCAGUCCAACAACUCAUUGCUUGUGCUGAGGCUGUGGCUUGUCGUGACAAAGCACAUGCUUCAACAUUACCAUCUCUGCUAAGAGCUAAUGCCCCGGUCUUUGGAAUUGCAUUUCAGCGAGUUGCUUCCUGCUUUGUCCAGGGGCUCUCUGACCGCCUAGCUAUGGUUCAACCACUUGGGGCAGUGGGAUUCAUAGGCCCGGCAGUGAAAACAUUGGCUUUUACUUCAGAGAAGGAUGAGGCCUUACACCUUGUUUAUGAGAUUUGCCCACAAAUCCAAUUCAGUCAUUUUAUAGCCAAUGCAUCAAUUCUGGAAGCCUUUGAGGGGAAAAGUUCUGUUCAUGUGGUGGACUUAGGCAUGACUUUAGGCCUGCCACAUAGGCACCAAUGGCGCAAGUUGAUUCAAAGCCUUGCCAACCGUAAAGGCAAACCAGUUAGCUGCCUUCGAAUUACUGGUGUUGGUAACUCUUCUGAGCGCCUCCAAGCAACUGGGUUUGAGUUAGAGCUCUAUGCCAAAAGCUUAGGAUUGAAUUUUGAAUUUUUAGUGGUGGAAAGCAACUUGGAAAACCUGAAACCUCAAGAUUUCAAAAUUCUUGAUGGAGAGGUUCUAGUCAUCAAUAGCAUCCUUCAGUUUCACUGUGUGGUAAAAGAAAGCCGAGGAGCUUUAAAUUCUGUGUUACAGAAAUUACAUGAGCUAUCACCAAAGGUUUUUGUUCUAGUUGAGCAAUUGUUUGACUCCUUAGAUACAAUGCUGACCAGGUAUGACACAAGGCGAGCUAAAAUGGAGCAGUUAUUUUUUGCAGAGGAGAUUAAAAAUAUAGUAAGCUGUGAGGGUCCAGCGAGGGUGGAUCGGAUUAAAUUGGCCAUCUUUUACAAGUUGUAG